This is a messenger RNA of Cherax quadricarinatus, 3309 nucleotides long. RefSeq names its product V-type proton ATPase 16 kDa proteolipid subunit c. The record is from RefSeq and is a predicted model, not a curated record. NCBI's taxonomy places the organism in Eukaryota, Metazoa, Arthropoda, Malacostraca, Decapoda, Parastacidae. Gene Ontology annotation, biological process: proton transmembrane transport. Gene Ontology annotation, molecular function: proton-transporting ATPase activity, rotational mechanism. Gene Ontology annotation, cellular component: membrane; proton-transporting V-type ATPase, V0 domain.
AAGGCGGGACAGUGGUCGGCUGAACGUCAACCUGAGAGUGCCAUAUUUCCCUCACCACCAGCUGACAUCCACACCUAACACCCACUUUUUCUGUGAGGUGCGCCGACAGAUAAGAAGAUGUCAGUACCUCCGGUGUACUCUCCUUUCUUCGGAGCCAUGGGGGCUUCAGCAGCCAUGAUAUUUAGUGCAUUGGGAGCUGCAUAUGGUACAGCAAAAUCUGGAGUGGGUAUUGCAGCCAUGUCAGUGAUGCGCCCUGAAUUGAUUAUGAAGUGCAUUAUCCCUGUUGUUAUGGCUGGUAUCAUUGCUAUUUACGGCCUUGUGGUGGCUGUUCUCAUUGCCGGAAAGCUGUCUACUGCUACUAAUGGAUAUGGUUUAUAUGAAGGGUUUGUUCACCUUGGUGCUGGUCUUAGUGUUGGCCUGUCUGGUCUAGCUGCUGGAUUUGCUAUUGGAAUUGUAGGAGAUGCAGGUGUGAGGGGGACUGCCCAACAGCCACGAUUGUUUGUGGGCAUGAUUCUCAUUCUCAUCUUUGCUGAGGUGCUGGGUCUCUAUGGUCUGAUUGUAGCCAUCUACUUGUAUACCAAGACAUCAUCAUAAAUUCAAUGCAACUAUAAAUAAACAGUUGCAGUGUCUUAAUAUUGGCAUGCCCACAUAUAUAGACCUGCCUAAAACUGGAUUACCAAAACGGAGUCAAAAGUGCUCUCUCCAUUGCAGCUAAACUAGGUUUGUGGCAUGAUGGUGCUAGUCAGGUUCUGUGCUCACAAAUGCUUCAGAGUUUAUUCUGUGUAAGAUGAAAAGAUAUAUCUUAAUGGGCUAUAUGAAUCAUUUUAGAUUUUCAUUUUGCCAUAUGCUUUAAAGAAAAAUUGGGGAAACAGUUUUUAAAAAUACAGUAUCACACUAAUGGCUUUCAAAAUUAUGAGGAAAGGCUUGUGCUGGCACCAUCUUUAAAUAUUGCUAGAGAUCUAUCUCGAAUAGGUGAGAAUUGCUGUCAAGGCCAAAGUGCAUUGACUGAGAUUGGAGAGUUCAUCUGAAAACAAAAAAAAUGUAGUUCACAUACAGAUACAUUUAAAAAAUUUUAUGUACAUUAAAUUUAAAUUUAUAAUAGUUUACUUAUCUAAAUAUUAAAUUAUAUAGUGAAUAUUUAGGCACAGUAAAGGGUUUUGGUCUAUUUUAUUUUAUUAAUGCUAAAUAGUAAAUGGAGAGGUAACCAUUUUUGAGCUGGAAUUAAUGCUAAACUUCAUUGUCCCUGGUUAUUAAACAAACCUGUUUACCAGUGUGUAAGGUUAUAUAUUAUAUGUAUGUGUGUGUGUGUGUGUGUAUAUAUAUCUCUUUUCAGCAAACCCACCGGCUGUCUCCCACCAAGGCAGGGUGACCCAUAUAUACAUAUAUGUAUGCAUGCAUAUACAUAUACAUAUUUACUGUAUAUUACAUUUAUAUUUAUAUGAAGCACUAGCAAGUAAAGGGGGCUUAGGAACCAAUUUUAAAAAACUGAGAAAAAUAUGUUUAGUAUGAAAGUCACAUCUCAUAAACUAAUAGAUAUUUGGAUCAUUCAAAUGGUGUUCUGUAGGACAUUUCAUUAGUUUAUUUGUCGGAGUUUCAUUUAUGUAUACAUAAGGCAUAAAUGACAGUAUAUAAAUUUUGGCACGGUCAUCUUUUGCGAGUGUAUUAGGACAAUUUUAAGUAAUUCAUUGUCUUAUAUAUGUUAAAAACAAUUUAUUGAAUGCAUGCAUUUUGUUUCAUAGUUUUCUAAAUCCCAGAUAUUCGAGAAAAUUGCCUCAUAACUGGCAGUUAUCUCAUCAGAGUAUCCAUCAUGACAUACAGGACCUAUUUCUCAAGCUUGAACAGUUUCACCACUUACAGCAUAGCACUAUCUGUGUCAAAGAUGCCUCAGACCAGACUCAAUGUCCUAAGGUCAAGAAGUUCAUCACUUUCAAAGCAAUUUUAGAUCAUAAUGAAUAUUAUGUAUACCUGAAGUAUACCAAGUAUACUCCAGGUAUAUAUACGACAAUUUUGCUUCAGUCCCUCUACCACAAGAUGUACAAGCAAAAGCUAAACAUAAUACAAAAAACAUUUUUGGUCAGGGUGGUACUUAUACCUGUUUACCUGCCAGUGCCUCGUGUAUAUAUAUGAAACUGUAUUUUACAAGAUAGGGCAUAUGAGGCAUCACAUACAGACCUGCAUUAGGUUUCUGAUAUUUAUUACUAUAGCAUAGUGACUGUCUCAGUAUUUUCAGAUUGCCAUCUUAUGGAGUUCUCAGUUAGAAAAUAUUUAUUUUUAUUUGUACAAGGUUGUUAAUAUGUAUAAUAUUUACUAAUGAUAUUACUGUGGUGUAUAGGUACGGUAAUUGGAUUUUGAUAAAUACUUUCAAAUUCCAGUAGUGACUGCAUUACAAAAUUUAGGAUGUAUGAUGUAUUUAUAUUUUAAAUAAUUAGCCUUACAAACCUAAAUAUUUAAAUAAUACACUAAAAGUUUAGUCUCUCGAAAGUCUUAGGUUCACAUAUCACAUUAGUGCUAUGUUUCUUGUAUAUAUUCAAAAUUAGUUGUAAUCUUCAGGCUCUCUUGAGAGUAGAUAGUUAUUAUUUAAAGCACAAUUUCAGCAUUUAGUAAAGCUGAUGAGGUAAAAGCCUUUAAAGGGUUACAUUCCAGUUGUAUAUAUUAUUUUGUUGACAUUAAUAGAAUCUAGUACUUUGUUUUAACACACUGAAGUUCAUGGAUGCACUGAAGACAAAUGUUUAGAUACUUGUCUUGCUUUUCAAAUCCUGUAAUACGUAUAUUUGAAUAUUCAACUUACAUAAUCGAUACAGUAUUGUGCAUUUUAAAGACUUUAGUAGUUUACUCAAGGUGUAUUACUGGACUCCAUUGUGUUUAAUAAAAAAUAAUUUUCAUUUUCACUUCCUUACAUCCUCCUUGUACUACUGUAUGGUGGGAAAUAUGACCAUUUCUCACUCUGAGAGUAAAUGUAGAACUUUUAGAAUCAAAUGAAUAAAUAAUCAGUAGUAAAUACAGUUUUAAGUGGCUUAAUGCACCGCUUCUUCAUUAAACAAAGAACACCACUUGCGUUACUCUUCCAAAUGAAUGUUUGUGAUCAAGUAUAGCCAAUAAUUAAUCUGUGUCUGAAUGUUCUAUGAAAUGUUAUAUGAUGGAAAUUAAUGUAGCACUAGGAAUAUUUAGGGUAGUCCCUCCUUGCUGAACAAGUUUUUGUCUUGAAUGUACUAUGAGUGCAAAAGUCAGUAUUGAGGUGGUUUGUAUGUACAGUAUCUUAAAAAAAAAAGUAGAUUUGUGUAAAAGUUGUUCCAUUAAACUAAAUGUCUA